AUAGGCAGCCUGCAACGAGAAUAACGGGCUGCAUUUUGCAGGACGGCGUGCGAGGGCGAAGGCGGAGGAGAACAUGAUAGAUAUGUUUGUCCGUAGGCGGUCGUUCUGGAAGGAGAGAUGUGCACGAGGCCGGGACCCCGGACAGCGCGGGUCGUCGCGAGGCGGCAAGGCGCGCAAGCGAGGCUGAAAGAUAUCCGGGAUUCCCUCUUCACUCUUCUCCUCCAGCCUCAACAUCUCCCCCAACGUCGCCCGUGCCCAUGCGUCCCUAGCCCGUAUCCAACAGUCUCCCUGCGCCUCCUUUUCUUUUUCUCUCUUCUCUACACCGUCCUCGUCGUCCUCGUCGUCGCUCCCGUCGUCGCCCUCAUCAUCGAAUCCUGCCCCCCCACCGUUGCUCGUAUGUCCGACAACGGCUCCUCUCGCAGGCAGCUCCCGACCCCCCUCGUAUUCACCCCAGAAUCUGUCCUUCCCCCUCCCAUCCAGCCCUCAAACUCCUCCGCAUCCCAGUACAACUCCGGCUACGGCUCAAGCUCAGGCUCAAACACCGUUUCUAUGCCCUUCGUCCGGCGCCAUGUCACAAGACGGCUCAGGGCUGCAAAGCAGGAGUGCGACAAGGAGCUCCAGCGUGUCACAAACACAAUCACCGCCUUCUUCGAAGAGAGGCUCCGGCUAGGUGAGCAGGAGGCCGCCCUCGAGCGCGAGCAGCGCGAACGCGAGCGUGAUCGCGAACGGGAUCGUGAAUGUCCCCCCCAGGACCAGGAUGCUCUCCGCGAGGCCUUCGUGCUUCACCAGGAUCAACUCAGGUCGGCCGUCCAGUCAGACGAUGCGAGCUCAGACGGUGGCUAUGAGGCAGAGUAUGAAGGUCACCACAGCCGUCAACGUGCGUCCCUCGAAGAAAAUCAGAGGCCACCUCUUCUCACACAUUGGUCUUCGUCCCCUGGUCUUCUUGCAGCUUCCACUUCUUCCUCCAGCCCAGCCCCCCUCCGUAGGCAGACCACCAUCUCGUGGGAUAAACCCCCCACGACGGGCGCCUCGUCUGCUAACGGUACUAGCACCGGCAACUCCAGUCCUGCUCCAGCGCCCUCGCACACCCCCGAGCUCAGCACCAGCCCACGCAAGCAGAACGUGCCCAUCGCUACUUCGUCAUGGAGCUCAGGUGGAAUCGCCAGCCGCAGAUUGUCUCGCUCAAUACACAUCCCUAUCCGCCCCUCACGUUCCGGUCAGAGCUCCCGAUCCACCUCUCGUUCUCGAUCACCUCUCCCCCCAAGCAACCACACUAGCUUCGCCGAGUCCCUCACCAACGGAUACAACACCGCCAACAGUAACAACAACGGUAAUAAUAGUAGGGAUAACCGCCGAUCGUCCCGUAUCCUCAUCGACGACCCCGUCGACCCCAUCAUGACCAACCUCUACGAGCUCAUAUCCGUCGCCACCGACGUCUCCGAGAUGUCGGUGGCUCACCUCACCGCGAAUCCCAAAACGAUAGAGACUAUCGUCCAGCGCGUACAGAAGAUCGGCCGUGCAUGGGAUGACCACCCGGACUGGCACGGCCGAAACUGGUACGUCCAGGUCCUGCUCGCCGUCGCUAGUCUCAGUCGUGUGCUCGAGUGGUGGGAGGCGGAGAAACAGUUUUGGAAUUUCGACGAUAACGACGACGAGCAGGAAGAGGCCCUUCUCUUCGUCACCAAGCCGGCGGACGAACCUGUCCCUGCCCCUGCGCCCACACCGAGGCUGUCCGUGGAGGAUGACGGUCGCUUGCGAAUGUCCAGAACGACGAGCGUGGGCAAGAGGUCGAGGGACGAGGCGGCUAGUCUUAGGGAUUCGACGUUGAUGCCACCACCGCCUGAUCCUUCUCGGGCAGGUUCGAUCAAAACCCUCGACACUGCGGAGUCUGCUAGGGUGCUGGCAACCGAACGUCUGCGUCUCCAGGCGGAGACUGCACAAAGUCGGAAUAUUGUCCUCGAGCUCAACCUCGAUGGCGACCACAUAUUGUGGGUGAACUAUGCGUGGAAUGUUGUCGUCGGCACGGAUUGCGAAGAGAUCCCAGGGACCCGAAUAUCCCAGUUGCUCGCUCCACAAGACGUACAUGUGUUCCAGGAAGCGAAUGCGCAUCUUCAGGAAGACGACUCUCACACAGUCGAAGUCAAGUUUCGUCUUCAGAUUGAACCUGACGAUGAGCGUGAUGUCUCGUCGCCUCCCCUGUAUCAGCUCAUGGACGGUAAAGGCAUGGUCAUGAUUGAUCGCGAAGACGGCAUGCCUACGCACACGAUGUGGUCCAUCAAGCCUAUCUCUGCGCCAGAACGACUACCUUCACCUUCCAUCCAUGUCGAAGGGGACGAAGAAACAGCCGACCCCGCCGAGGACGAACUCACCCCCGACGAACGCCAGGAUGCGGAAGAACCCUCGACACCUCUUCCCCUCGUCCGCCCCAUCAACCUGACCCCCAUCCUCUGCCGUAUCUGCGAGAAUUACGUCGCCCAGUGGUACUUUGAGAAGCACAACGAGACGUGCAGUGAGACGCACAGACUUGAGGCCGAGAUUGGGGAGUGCAAUGAGUCGAUCGGAGAGCUGAGGAAUACCAUCCGUGAUCUGACGGCCGCUAUCGACCGUUCUUCGCCGGUGACGACCCCCGAGUAUCGUGGCAUGCCGAUCUUCUCGCCUUCGAGUUCUCCCGGGUCGUCUUCUCCGCUUCAACUCUUCCGUCUCAACAAGAUGCAGCGGUUCGGUGUGAAGAAGCUCCAGCGUCGAAUUCUGGAGCAGUUGGAGGAUAUUCUGCAAGUCGCCGUCGAGAUCUCCGUGCCGACGUUGAAGGAGGAAGAGUCGAAGGAGCCUAUCGAGCGUCAGCGGCUUCUUUCGCCUGGGUCUGAGCGGAAGAUCACUCAGGUUCGAAAUUGGUCGAAACCUGCGUCGACGCAGGAUGCGGCUCUGAACCAGGUCGUGCAGGAUGCGGAGCGGGUGAUGAGGCAGAAGAUCGAUACCGUUGUGCGGCUGCAGAAUACCAUUCGAUACUCGGAGAAGGUGAGGCAAGAGUGGGAGGAGAGGGUCGAGCAAGCGCUUGCGCAGUAUCGCGAUGAUGGCGAGGAGGGUGACGGUGCGAGCGAUCAUGAGGGUGAUGCGAGCGGAGACGAUGAUCAUUCGAGUACGACUUCGGAGUACGCUUUCGCUGGGAGCGGCCAGUCUUCAGAUCCUACGCCUAUGCCUUCGGCGUCUCCAGUUCCUACCGCUGCUUCAGCUUCAGAGACUGGUGAUCCAGUCACACUCGCUCCACAGCCGUACGUUCCUCCAACCACUUACCAAUGGCAAACCCGCUCCUCCACGCCUUCGUCCGUCUCUUCUCCACUUGCGCUUGCGCAACCUAUUCUGGCAUCUCCUGGACCGGAGGGGCAUCCGCCUCCGAUGAGCCUCGACGAGGGCAGCCAGAGAGUUGUCCGUGGUGGUGAAUCGUUACAGAACCUCGAUCCCAGAAUGGUCGUCACGCCUCCACUCUCCCCCUUGGUCACCCCUCUCGACGUCCCCGCAUCUCGUCGUUCACACCGACGACACUCCACAGCCGCCAAUCCUAUCCUCAGCCCCACCGCCGCAAUGACCGGUUCCAUUGCACCUGGUCCACUCUCUCCACGCAUGCCUUCAGCAGCACCUGCGUCACGAACGGCACCGACGUCCAUCAAAGACUUUGAGAUCAUCAAGCCUAUCAGCAAGGGUGCUUUCGGCUCCGUGUUCUUAGCGCGCAAGAAGGCGACGGGCGAUUACUAUGCUAUCAAGGUGCUCAAGAAGGCGGACAUGAUCGCGAAGAAUCAGAUCACGAACGUCAAGGCGGAGAGGAUGAUCCUGAUGAAGCAGGCAGAGUCGCCGUUCGUCGCGAAGCUGUUCUUCACGUUCCAGAGCAAGGAUAACCUGUAUCUCGUUAUGGAGUACCUGAACGGGGGCGAUUGCGCGGCGCUGAUUAAGAGUUUGGGGGCUCUGCCGGAGGAGUGGACGAAGAAUUAUAUCGCGGAGGUCGUGCUUGGGUUGGAGUAUUUGCAUCAGCGGGGGAUCGUCCAUCGUGAUCUCAAACCUGACAAUUUGCUAAUCGACCAACACGGUCACUUGAAGCUCACAGAUUUCGGUCUGAGCAGGAUAGGUUUGUUGGGUCGUCAGACCCGUGAAGGUCCUGUGCUUCCUACGGCCGAGAGGGGCGUGCAGCGCGGGCACACGCGGUACAGUCCUCACUCGCGGCCGCCCUCUAUGGACUCAGCGUACUUGUCCUCGCCUUUGAUUCCCUCCGACCUGAUCAGUGGAGGUUCGUACUUCAAUAAUCCACACCCAUCGCCAGUCCCAGCUUCUUCAGUGUCAGUGUACCCCGGUAGGCAAGGGACACCCUCAUACCUAUCAUCCACAGACGACAUCAGCAUCGGCGAAUCGAGCGGCGGCUCCGACUCGUUCCAGGCCAUCUCGAUGCUCUCGAGACGCAAUGUGAACGGGAACGGGCAAGGGGGCAUGAACGACAGUCCGCUGCAGAGUUUCGCGACGGAGUUGACGGCGGAUUUGAGGAGCCAUUAUUCGACGCCGGGGAGCGGGACGCCGCCUGGGGAUCAGAAGUUUGUGGGCACGCCCGAUUAUCUCGCCCCAGAGACUAUUCUGGGUUUGAGAGGUGACGAUGCUGCCGUCGAUUGGUGGGCUCUUGGUGUGAUCACCUAUGAGUUCCUGUAUGGUGUUCCUCCUUUCCACGACGAGACCCCCGAGAAGGUGUUCGAGAACGUUCUCUCCGGCCAUAUCGACUGGAUGGAGGAAUACGUGGACUACUCUCACGAGGCUCGGGAUUUUAUGGAGCGACUCCUCACACUUGACCCCGCUAGGCGACUUGGAGCUAAUGGUGCCGACGAGGUGAAGAACCACCCCUUCUUUGCCGGCAUCGAAUGGGACAAGGUGACCACGACCGAAGCGGCGUUCAUCCCUCAAGUGACCGACCCAGAAUCGACGGACUACUUCGAUCCCCGUGGGGCCAUCAUCCAAUUGUUCGACGACGAUGACGCGCUACAGGCUGCCGAACCAGGUCAUACGGGCGGUCUCGACGUCCUGCAUACCGAUGCCGUGCCCGUACCAGGCGGCAGCAACAACGGCAGAGGCGGUCGCGAGGCGGGCACGCCCGCGGACGACGACUUUGGGACGUUCAGUUUCAAGAACCUGCCGGUGCUGAAACAGGCCAACGACGACGUGAUCCGCAAGCUGAGGACAGACCAGAUGGCGCCCAUCACGCAUACGCUCUCGGACCCCGCUGCGAGCUCGCACACGCGCAAGAGGAGUGUGUCGACGCGGAACAAGAAGGCGCCUUCGAACGUUGUGACGACGUUCGACGGGAAACCGAUCACGAACCCUCCGUCGCCCGCGACGUCGACUUCGUCCAUCGCGUCUUCGCCUUCGAGGGGCAGUAUCCCGCCUUCGACGCCGGGGAGCGCGAACGGUGGUGCCCAUGCGCAUGCGAGGAAACCGUCGGAGUAUGGCGCCGUGGAGAGGUUCAAACUGAAUCAUAUGGACGCGGACGGGAACAGGCGGAAUUCGAUGCCGAGUAGGCUCAGGACGGCGUCGGUGUCUUCGAGCAUGGGUGAGUCGGAUAUGUCGGUGUGGCCGCCGUCGUCGAUGUCGAUGGGCAAUGCGUCGACGUCGACGCAGUAUGGGGACACUGGUGCGAGCACGCCGCCAUCGUCGGUGGCGAGCGUGGAUCUGAAGAGGUGUCCGGAUCCGAACGAUCGGUCGGUGACUUGUCUGUUGGCUGAGGAUAAUCCGAUUACGGCGAAGAUUAUCGAGACUUUGCUUUCGAGGUUGGGGUGUCGUUGCGUUGUUGUGGCGGAUGGGAGUGAGGCGAUCAGUGUGGCGAUGGGUGAUAUCAAAUUCGACUGCAUCCUUAUGGAUCUGCAUAUGCCCGUCGUGGAUGGCGAGAGCGCGGCUCGGUACAUCAAAAGCACGAACAACAAGAACACGAGCACGCCCAUCAUCGCGGUCAGUGCGUACAGCGGGACGGAUAACAACGACGCGAGCAACCUGUUCGCGGCAUCGCUCUCGAAGCCGCUCCAGAAGGCAAACUUGCUGUCCGUGAUGAGGCAGCUCGGUUUCAAGACUUCGACGGCAGCAGAGUCCGCGCAUGCGUCGCAUGGUGGCACUGCGAAAGCUAUCACCGUUCGAUGACACGUUUUAUGAGUUAUGACUUUCUUUUUCUCUCAGUUUUUCUCGUCUCUCGUCUCUCUUCUCUCUCCUUUGGCUUGGUGUUUCCGUCUCGAUUUCCACAUCGCUCUGCUUUCUUUCGGUUUCCUCAUCUUUUAUUUCUUCUCGCUCAUACACAUUGUCAACUCUUCACGCUCUGCAUCUUUCCAAACAAUCACAGUUUUCACAUCUCUCAGUCUCUCCGGCUCUCGUCACACUAUGGUCCACGUUUUAGUCACUGCAUUCUUUUUCCCUUCCCAUCAACUCUUGGUCAAGCCCCACAUCACAUCCAUAUUGCCUGCAGGAUCGGCCCCAUCUAUCCUCCGACCGGUACCCUGCCUUCGCCUUCGCCUGCAUACAUAAUCCCUUGAUCCUCCCGUUCUAGCAACCGAACCUCCCGUCUUCCCCCUCGCUCUCCAACAGCCACGCGUCCAGAUCCGCUCCCCUCACCGUCGCCACCACCCAUGCCGAAUCAGAACUCUCUUUUUUCAGUUUCUAUUAUCGCAUUUUCACGUUCUC
Molecule: messenger RNA, 6693 nt
Organism: Stereum hirsutum FP-91666 SS1
Lineage: Eukaryota; Fungi; Basidiomycota; Agaricomycetes; Russulales; Stereaceae
Exons: 5
Coding region: 118-6159 (2013 amino acids)
Biological process (GO): peptidyl-serine phosphorylation; phosphorelay signal transduction system
Cellular component (GO): cytoplasm; nucleus
Molecular function (GO): ATP binding; protein serine/threonine kinase activity
Source: RefSeq, a predicted model, not a curated record